CCACCCCCCCGCCCCUCCACCUUGUGAUGCCGAGAGCCGCUCCACGGUUACACCGGACAACGUGUUUGAGGAGGCGGUUUGAAUUUAAAAAGCGACAUAUUAUGGAUCAGGGCUUCUGCUGAUGGGCAUGUGACGCUGCACGAGAAAGGAUAAUCCCAUCGGUCAUCGCGGCGGUAUGAACUAUGAUCGGCGGUAAACGAGUCGAGGAACACGGAGAGAGAGAUCUGACUAAUCUAUCUGGACAUCAGCGGCGAGGAAGAUGAGGACCAUGAUGGCUUCUUCUGUGAAAACUGCAUUAUUUGUAUUUCUGCACUGGGUACUCCAGUAUGCUGUGUGCCGCGAUGUAACUGUUCCCGCCGGACCCCUGUUCCGAGUUGCUGGCUUCCCUCUCUCGCUGCCCUGCACCGUGUCGGGAUACGAAGGCCCUCGUACGCAGGACUUCGAGUGGUUCCUGUACAGAGAUGAUGCUGGUGGAAGACAGAUGGGGGUGGUGUCGACCAGGGACAAGGGCUUCCCAUACGCCCCGUUCCAGCCCCGGGUGAGGAACGGGGAGGUGAGGGUGGAGAGGGACUCUGGGGACAAGGUCCGGCUGAUGAUCCAGAGGCUCCGGACUGAAGAUCAGGGAAAAUAUGAGUGCUACACACCCAGCACGGACAGCACCUACCAGGGGAACUACAGCGGCUCAGUAACUGUGAAAGUGAUCCCAGACACGCUGCAGAUCAGCUAUUCCCGCUCACUCACUGGCCAGCCCGUGCCAGAAGGGGCUGAAUUAACGCUGACGUGUUCAUCCAGCAUCCAAUCGGAGCAGCUUACCCAUCUUUCCAUCACAUUUGGGAAGCGUGGCAUUGGAGAGGUUUCGGGGACUGAAGCUGGGGGUGAGGUCAGCACGGUUAGAGAGAUUAUCUCCAUCGACAAGUUCCUGGCGAUCGUCCCCGGACGUUUCUACCAGAAGCGCUACGACGCCGGAGAGAUCACGCUGGAGAAAAGGAGCGGAGAGGGAGGCCAGGGUGUGUACGUGAUGAAGAUGAGGGCGGUGCAGCCAGACGACACCGGCUCGUAUUUCUGUGAGGCCUCGCAGUGGAUUCUGGACCCAGAUCGAUCGUGGCAGAAGAUUGCACAGAGGACACUGGACAUUGGCAACUUGACUGUCCAGCAGCUAGCGGAGUCUCUGCGAGUGACGUCCUCGCCCAGAGAGGAGGUGACCCUGCAAGUUGGUUCUCCUCUCAUCCUGACCUGUGAGGUGUUGGGGCUGCCGUCUGAUGUAAAGUCUGGCCUUCUGGUUCAGUGGAUGAAAAGGGGAUCUGUAAGCAGUGAUGCGGUUGGGACCGGAGGAGUCGAGGUGGAGGUGGCCCGCAUGAACCCGGAUGGCAUAGUGAGCUGGGGGGAUGACCUCAGCAGAGCCAGUGGUGGCUCCAUGGAGAAAGUGGCAGAGGGGAGGUACUCCCUGAAGCUCUUCUCAGCCCGGCCUGCCGACUCGGGGGUGUACCGGUGUGUGGUGAGUGUGUAUGCUGGAAGGACAAACCCUGGCCUCUCCAUGCCAGCAACGCUCACCCAGAGGUCAGAGGGAGUCACUGUCAACCUGAAGACCAAAGAUGUUUUGGUAUCAGCUGUCGCUCAGCUCUCUCGUGGCCCCCUACUAAAACGAGGCAGCACCAUCACCUUAAUUUGUAAUGCCACUGUGACAACCGCGGGCCCAGCUCAGGCUCAGGUGCUGUGGCUGCGGUGGCCAAUCCCGAAACCACUCAUCCAGAGAGGAUCUGUUGUUACUCCACCAAAGCCUCCUGUGGUGGAAAAACCCACGUUGGUAGCUGCCCUGUUGUACAACGGCGUUGCAAAUAUCUACGUCAACGGCAGCGAGAUUAGCGUCGACCGCUUGUCCGCCAUUCAAUACAGACUGAGAGUCCACGCAGCGACAAUGGAUGACCAGGGCAUGUACUCCUGUCAUGCCGAGGUGUGGGGGCAGGACCCACAUGGAAGCUGGUACAACACGGGGGCCAAAGCCGAGUCAACUUCAGUGACUGUUUACCUGUACUCCAGAGCUGUUGACCUCCUUCUCAUUCCCUUGGUGAUCGGAGUAUCGUCCGCCUUGUUUGUCGGCAUUGUCAUCAUCUCGACAGUAACGUGUUGCUUCAUGAAGCGGCUGGCGAGCCAGCGUGCUCGAAAGUAGGCGUCGCCGGUGGUUUUUAAAAUCUGCGCAAUGGCGCAAAGAGGCGAUGCUAAGACCCUGUUGGAUGAGAUGGCCCACAAAAAAAAAAUUAAAAAGACUGUGACCUUGUUAGUUGAUUUUUCUGUGUUUUGACCUACCUAUUUACCAAUCAAUGCCAAAAGAAAUCUGUUUUAUAUUUUCUUGUAUUUUUAUAUCCAAACCUUCUCUUGACACAUCUUUUUUUUGUGAUUGCUGCAUUGUGCACUAAUAGGUAUUUUAAGGCAGAUUUUUGGCCCCACUGCUCCAUCGCUCAGUCCAGUCUUCAAGUGGACAAUUUCUUUUGGUUUAGCAUAACCACAAUCUUAGUCAUUACUUUUUCCCAUCUUAUUAUAAUGUUUCAACUGAAAAAUAGUCAAAAUUCACAAGCCAACAUAGUCAAAAAGUAGGCAAGGCGCUCCAGGUUUGUCUCUCAGGCGUGACAACAGUGUUUCCUUUUAGCCACAUACCCUCUCAGAAGCCCUGGUUUGAUUAUUACAGUGUGACGCGACCAAAUGUUACUCAGUUCAAUGCUGGAUAAGUAGGCCAUCCUACGCUGACUAAUGGUGCAAGCAUCCCACAAACAAAGUUCUGUGUUUUUACAAGUUGUCAAUACUGUUCCAGUUAUUUGUUCCUCAGACUGCAUGGUUUUCUUUUAACACAAAAACCAAUGUCUAAAUGUAUGCGCAUGGUUGAAAGGCACUGCCACUGACAGUCACAUGAAUGCCGAUGGGGGCUCCAAAGGCUUAGCAGGAUGUUCCACUGCCUGCAGUCCAGCACUGCUCUGCAUGUAAACAAAGUCUCUGUCUGUUAGUUUAUAGGAAGCUGCUGGCAGGGGGACUUUCUAAUAGCCAGUUGAGUAGCAGUUCUUAUUUCAAGCAUUCCUUGCCUGUGUUGCUUCACUCUGUAAAACACACGGACUUAUAGAUUUGUAAAGAUUUGACGAAGAGAAAUGGAAGGUCUGACUAUUGCACUGUACUGAAAUAUGUAAAUACUCUAUGGAGUUUAGCUGUUUUAUUUUCUUAAUGUAAAGCUGUGGCACUGUGUUUCUUUGGCAAGUACCUGUGUUUAACAUUCUGCAGCAGUCUUGUCCUGCUCCGUCAAAGCGCUUGGACAAAAGUGGGACUGAGACCAAAUGCCUUUGGUAUCCUUCUUUUUCUUGAUUUUCUUCCAGAUGAAAAGCCAUUUGUUCUCUUUUUCUGUGUGUAUGUGUGUGUGUGUGUGUGUGUGUGUGUGUGUGUGUGUGUGUGUGUGUGAUUAAUGGUUUCUAAGCUCCUGUCCAGUGACUGAGAUAGAAAAACAGUGCUGUGGGGGUGGUGUUUAGCUCGUCGGCCCUGGUUCGAAUCCCGCACCGGGCGCCCUUUCCUGCUUGUCAUUCCCCCCUUCUCUGCCUCCCCAUUUCCUAUCUCCACUGCACUUUCAAAUAAAGAGUAAAAAAAUGCCCUCCAGAAAGAAAAAGAAAAACAGUACUGUGAAAAAGAAUUCCCUUUUAUUUACGCUGACUAACAGGGGAACUGCUGUGUUGUUUCACGCCGUUUAAGAUGCUUGUCCACGAGGUGAGACUUUCCAGGGGAGUACAGUCAUAUGAUGGUUUAGUGGAGUCUCACUAUUGUCAGCACCCUAACUAUCAUGGUUUGGGCCACACAUUUCUACUGCCAGGGCUUAUUAUGAAUAUAACUCCGCUCCUAGCCCACAGAAAUCUGUUGGACAGAUUUACUGUGUCUGCGCACUUAAAAUGGGUGAAAUCCAUCCUCCUCUUCCUGUUGAAAGUAACACUUAAGUGAAGCCCCGUCGUGCAUGCAGGCCCACACUGUGUGAUCACUUAAGGUGAAGAUACAUGUUCGUGGAAAGGAGGAGGAAAGCAAAAUUUGUUGUUAUCCAGCUUGUGGCUUUCACUGGAAUGGUUUCACGUCAGCUGUCUGACUCGUCUGCGCUGAGCUAUACUUUACUGUCUCAGUAUAUCUUUAGUUUCUGUCUGUCGCUGUCAGACUCCCUCUAAAUCUCCCCGUCCCAUCCAACCUGUGCUCCCAUAAACCCCGAUUAUGAAUGUUCACGAACAUUAGGGAAUAAAAUCACAGCUCUGCUUGCUUCCUGAGCCACUUUGUUCCAGAUCAACUACUCAAAGCUGAUUUGUUCCCGUGCAUGCCCACCUACCACACGAUUACACUCAUAUACAGAUGCACGUUCACACAGCAGCAGCAGCAGCAGCAGGACAGUGCUGGCUGGUAUUUUCAGAGUGAAGUAAGUGAGUAUCUGCGUGAUCAUCUCUAAUCCCUGUUUAUGGCUCCAGUGUGUUCUGCUGCCCUUCCCCCAACCUACAGAGUCGCUAAUGUGGCUCACAUUCGAUUCAUUUCAGUGUCUGCUCCCUAAGAAUUACUGCCAGCUGUGAACAGCGUUGCACAUGGCUUGCAAAGUAUGAAACUGCUGUCGAAGUUGUGUUUUUGUCUGAAUAUGUAUAAAACCUGUUCGCCAAGGUGAUAUGUUUUGUUUGCAUUUGAAUACUCAUGCUUUAAUACCACUUCCCGAAUGCAUCUUACUGCCACCGACGUAUGUAAAGGCAGGUUAUUGCUCAGUUUGUUUCUCAUGGUGCUUUGACAAACCUGCCGGUUGAUAAAACCAUUAAACCACUCUGGACUGACAA
This is a messenger RNA of Mugil cephalus (flathead mullet), 4823 nucleotides long. RefSeq names its product immunoglobulin superfamily, member 8 (gene igsf8). The record is from RefSeq and is a predicted model, not a curated record. The transcript is spliced from 8 exons. Bases 260 to 2167 code for a protein of 635 amino acids. NCBI's taxonomy places the organism in Eukaryota, Metazoa, Chordata, Actinopteri, Mugiliformes, Mugilidae.